Spodoptera litura is the source of this 1935-nucleotide messenger RNA. RefSeq names its product D-3-phosphoglycerate dehydrogenase. The record is from RefSeq and is a predicted model, not a curated record. Gene Ontology annotation, molecular function: NAD binding; phosphoglycerate dehydrogenase activity. NCBI's taxonomy places the organism in Eukaryota, Metazoa, Arthropoda, Insecta, Lepidoptera, Noctuidae.
UCGCUUAUUGGACGUUAACCAAGAUAAGUGGCGCGAGCGUCGCUCAUCGGUAACCCACCGCUACACGCUGUCCCUAGCCUCAGUCGCUGUCCACCCAGCCAGUUAACGCUACAUUCAGGACUCUAUAUCUACUUGAAAGAUGGACAUCAAAUCCGUGUUGGUGGUCGACGGUGUCGGCGCAAACUGCACAGAGAUUCUUAAUUCUCAUGGAAUCAGCGUUGUCAAUAAGGCGAAAAUCACCAAAGAUGAACUUCUUCAAGAAAUCCCGAAAUACGAUGCCUUAGUGGUCAGGUCUGCAUCACAAGUCACCAAGGAGGUUCUAGAAGCUGGCAAGAACCUGAAGGUUGUUGGUCGCGCUGGUGCAGGAGUGGACAACAUCGACGUCGUCACCGCUGGACAGCGAGGAGUCGGUGUUAUCAAUGCUCCCGGAGCCAACGCUUUAAGCGCUUGCGAGCUGACUUGCAGUCUGAUCCUAAACCUGUCAAGACACGUAGUGCCGGCUGCUGCAGCCCUGCGAGCUGGUCGCUGGGACCGCGCCCUCUACACCGGCACUGAACUCAACGGCAAGACUCUCGCCAUCCUUGGACUCGGCAGAGUUGGCAGAGAAGUCGCCAUCCGCAUGCACUCCUUCGGCAUGAAGAUUAUAGGUUACGACCCGUUCGUGACGGCAGAACAGUGCGCCUCAUUCCACGCCACAAAGAUGGAGUUGGAUGAGAUCUGGCCGCUUGCUGAUUACAUCACCCUGCACACGCCUCUUAUUGAAUCGACAAGAAAUUUCAUUAAUGCGAAGGUACUCGGUCAGUGCAAGAAAAAUAUAAAGAUCGUUAACGUCGGACGUGGUGGUCUUAUUGACGAGAGGGACCUUCUUGAUGGACUGAACUCCGGCCAUGUUGGAGGUGCAGCUCUGGACGUGUUUGAGCAGGAGCCUCCCACUGAUCCCCUGACCUUGGAAAUCAUUCAGCACAAAGCCGUCAUAGCAACUCCUCACUUAGGAGCAUCCACAAAGGAGGCUCAAGUACGUGUGGGCCAGGAAAUUGCUGAACAGUUGGUUAACCUGGUCAAACCUGGCACCUACAAUACUCCACUGGCUGAAGUUACACGCGUCUUAAACAAGUAGACAUUACAUGCCUGCCUGUUGGGGUGCGAUGACCUUUAGUUUUAAUAAUCUAGUGUCAAUUACCAUUACGAUAAUGGUCAACUAACGUUAUUGACUGAUUUAUUGUGUUACGCAGAACAAUAAAUCAGUCUCCAGCUUCUGAUACGUACGUAGGUUUACAGAUACAACGAUACUUUUUAUAGCUUAAGUAAUUAAUUUUAAGUAUUUGUUACAACAUUCCUAUAUAACGUUUCUAUGUCUUAGUUUAAAUAAACUAGUGUCAACUACCAUUAGGGUAAUGGGCAACUAACGUUGACUGAUUUAUUGUUACUCACAAUAAUAAAUCAGUGUAAUCCAAUUGUUCAUUGCGCUACGUCCUGCGUGAGCGAUCUAGAAGCGAUCACGAUUACGAGGCGGUGACACGCGAGUGUAAUGCGUUCGUUUUUGUUUCAGUCAGUAUAACCAAACAAAAAUAUGUCAACACCGCAUCCAAAUACGACAGUUCGUUCAGUUAUGUCAUUUUUUGUUUGGUCACGUAGGACAAUUCGCAAGUCUCUGCUUUAUAAUCGCGUUCGCUUCUAGAUCGCUCGCGCAGGAUGUAACAUUACAAUUCAAUCAAUCAUUGUUAGGAUAAGAAGACUACUACAACAUAGGUAAAGCAUGUAUUUCUUGACAACAGGCUUGACUCGCGUCACGCACUCAGGUUGUGUGUCAUGUUAUUAUAUUUAAACCUACUUUAAUUGCUAUAAGAUCAUGUAUGACAAUUAAGAAAAAAAAUGUAACUUAUGUCCAAAUACUCAAACGCCCCUCAAUUUUAGGACGCGCUUAAGUAUAGUUCU